UUCUAGCGCGUAGGCGCUUCUCAAUUAUAACGAGCUACUGCAAGUCGUGUAGUCAUUCACCGAGUUUGGGAGCGUGGAGUGUACUGUGCAGCUUUCUCAACUCGCGUAAGCCGCAGCGAUGUCAGGUCGAGGUAAGGGAGGCAAGGGUCUGGGUAAAGGAGGCGCUAAGCGUCAUCGCAAGGUACUCCGCGAUAACAUCCAAGGCAUCACGAAGCCUGCCAUCCGCCGUCUUGCUCGCCGAGGUGGUGUGAAGCGUAUCUCUGGCCUCAUCUAUGAAGAAACUCGUGGUGUGUUAAAGGUGUUUCUUGAGAACGUGAUCCGUGAUGCCGUCACCUACACCGAGCACGCCAAGAGGAAGACCGUCACCGCUAUGGACGUUGUCUACGCUCUCAAACGUCAGGGACGUACACUGUACGGCUUUGGUGGUUAAACGGCGAAACCGAGUGCGUUCGUCAGUGACCUGCUUUUACUGGUACACCGGUCGGUUUAAUCUCGUGCGUCCCUGACUACAUCUCGCGUUUAAAUUGUAUGCAGAUUGCUACUGUGGUGUAACAAAUAUGGUUUUACUGGUACGGACAUUACGAAAUUAACAUCUACAUUAGCAUUUUGCAGUAUGAAUUAAGCGCGCGUUUUUUAUUUUUUUAAAUUUCAUGUCAUUGUGAUUUCGUGUGACAUAUAUGUUCUCUUGUAUGUUUUCUGGCAUGUCUCUCAACACGAUGCCCUGUGGUUUCACUGGUACGGUACGGAUAUUUUUAAAGCAUUUGGGGUUUCGUGUCGGUAGAUGUCCCGCCGUUGUUAUUGUUGUUUCGAUUGUCAUGUAUAAUGAACCUUUUACGAAACAUGAACAAAAUUAAAUCAUGUGUUCCUGACGCACCAUGUAUAUAGGCAAAUAAUUUUACACUUGUACAGCUCGCGUUUAAAUAGUAUGCAGUUUGCUGCUGUAGUGUACCAAAUAUGGUUUUACUGAUACGGACAUAUGCAAGAUAUUGGUUUAAUGUGUCAAUGUAUUCGUCUCCUGUCUGUAUUGUGUUUUGGCAUGUCUCUCAACACGGUACCCUGGUGGUUUCACUGGUACGGUACGGAUAUUUUAGCAUUUGGGGUUUCGUGUCGGUAGAUGUCCCGCUGUUAUUUGUGCUGUUAUUGUUGUGGUUUCGAUUGUCAUGUAUAAUAAACCUCUUACGAAACUUA
Priapulus caudatus is the source of this 1188-nucleotide messenger RNA. RefSeq names its product histone H4. Bases 119 to 430 code for a protein of 103 amino acids. The record is from RefSeq and is a predicted model, not a curated record. Gene Ontology annotation, biological process: nucleosome assembly. The transcript has 3 exons. Gene Ontology annotation, molecular function: protein heterodimerization activity; DNA binding; structural constituent of chromatin. Gene Ontology annotation, cellular component: nucleosome. NCBI's taxonomy places the organism in Eukaryota, Metazoa, Priapulida, Priapulimorpha, Priapulimorphida, Priapulidae.